This is a messenger RNA of Penicillium brevicompactum, 2307 nucleotides long. RefSeq names its product ATP-dependent 6-phosphofructokinase. The coding region runs from base 1 to 2307 and encodes 768 amino acids. Gene Ontology annotation, cellular component: cytoplasm; mitochondrion; 6-phosphofructokinase complex. Gene Ontology annotation, molecular function: ATP binding; 6-phosphofructokinase activity; monosaccharide binding. The transcript has 4 exons. Gene Ontology annotation, biological process: fructose 1,6-bisphosphate metabolic process; canonical glycolysis; fructose 6-phosphate metabolic process. The record is from RefSeq and is a predicted model, not a curated record. NCBI's taxonomy places the organism in Eukaryota, Fungi, Ascomycota, Eurotiomycetes, Eurotiales, Aspergillaceae.
AUGGAGCCCAUCAAGAUUCCCACCCAACCGGCCAAGAGACGCCGCAUCGGUGUACUCACCUCCGGUGGAGAUGCCCCCGGUAUGAACGGUGCGGUGCGUGCCGUUGUUCGAAUGGCCAUUCACUGCGACUGUGAAGCCUAUGCCAUCUUCGAAGGAUACGAGGGUCUGGUCAAGGGCGGAAACCUUAUCCGCCAGCUGCACUGGGAGGAUGUCCGUGGCUGGUUGUCCCGCGGCGGUACCCUGAUCGGUUCUGCCCGCAGUAUGGGAUUCCGUGAGCGUGUUGGCCGUAUGCAGGCAGCAAAGAACAUGGUCCUGCGCGGAAUUGACGCUUUAGUCGUUUGUGGUGGUGACGGCAGUCUGACCGGUGCCGAUGUCUUCCGCGCCGAGUGGCCAGGUUUGUUAGCCGACCUCAUUGCCUCCGGCGAACUGUCUGCAGAGCAGGUGGAGCCCUACAAGGUGUUGAACAUUGUGGGCCUUGUGGGCUCAAUUGACAAUGACAUGUCUGGAACGGAUGCUACCAUCGGAUGCUAUUCGUCCCUCACCCGAAUCUGUGAUGCCGUCGAUGACGUUUUCGAUACUGCAUUCUCUCACCAACGUGGCUUCGUCAUCGAGGUUAUGGGUCGACACUGUGGAUGGCUGGCCCUGAUGUCUGCCAUCAGUACCGGUGCUGACUGGCUUUUCCUUCCCGAGAUGCCCCCCAAGGAAGGAUGGGAGGAUGACAUGUGCUCUGUGAUCACCAAGAACCGAACCGAACGCGGCAAGCGCCGUACCAUCGUCAUCGUCGCUGAAGGAGCUCAGGAUCGUCAAUUGAAUAAGGUUUCGAGCUCGAAGAUCAAGGACAUUCUCACCGACCGCUUGGGCUUGGAUACUCGUGUCACCAUUUUGGGACAUACCCAACGAGGUGGCGCGGCAUGUGCCUACGACCGCUGGUUAUCCACGUUGCAGGGUGUCGAAGCUGUCCGCGCUGUGUUGGAGAUGUCACCCAAGUCCCCUUCGCCUGUCAUCACCAUCCGCGAAAACAAGAUCAUGCGCACCCCAUUAAUGGAAGCUGUUCAGGCCACCAAGGAUGUGACUGCCAAGAUUGACAACAAGGAGUUUGAUACCGCUAUGGAUAUGCGCGAUGCUGAAUUCAAGGAAUACUACAACGCCUACCUGAACACUGCGAUUCCUGAACACCCCAAGAUGACUCUUCCCGAGGGAAAGAGAAUGCGCAUCGCCAUCAUCCACGUUGGUGCCCCGGCCGGUGGCAUGAACCAGGCCACUCGUGCCGCCGUCGCAUACUCCCUCACCCGUGGUCACACUCCACUGGCUAUCCACAACGGGUUCCCUGGAUUGACUCGCCACCACGACGACAAGCCAGUCAGCUCGGUCCGCGAGGUUACUUGGCUGGAAGCCGACAGCUGGGUCAACGAGGGUGGCUCUGACAUCGGAACCAACCGUACCCUCCCAUCGGCCGAUAUGGAGAACACUGCCAAGUGCUUUGAGCUCUACAAGUUUGACGCGUUGUUUGUUGUCGGUGGUUUCGAGGCAUUCACAGCUGUCAGCGAGCUGCGCCAGGCACGCGCCAAGUACGAUGCGUUCAAGAUCCCUCUUGUCGUGCUCCCAGCUACAAUCUCCAACAACGUUCCUGGAACCGAAUACUCUCUGGGUAGCGACACCUGUCUGAACACCCUCAUUGACUUCUGUGACGCUAUUCGCCAGUCCGCUUCUUCCUCUCGUCGCCGAGUCUUUGUGAUCGAGACCCAGGGUGGAAAGUCCGGCUAUAUCGCAACUACCGCUGGUCUGGCGAUGCUUUCGCGCGACAUCGACUUCCUGCGUGACAACUUCAUUCGCGACAAGGGAGCCAACCGCGCUGGUAAGAUCAUUCUACGUAACGAAUGUGCCUCCAACACCUAUACCACCCAGUUCAUUGCCGAUAUCUUCAAGGAAGAAGCCAAGGGUCGAUUUGAGUCUCGUGCUGCCGUCCCUGGACACUUCCAGCAAGGUGGAAAGCCCUCGCCCAUGGAUCGUGUGCGUGCUUUGCGUAUGGCUAUUAGGUGCAUGGAGCACAUUGAAGGAUAUGCUGGUAAGAGUCGUGACACCAUUGCUGCAGACCCCAUGUCAUCUGCGGUGAUCGGUGUCAAGGGCUCUCAGGUGCUCUUCUCGCCUAUGGGUGGCGACACUGGACUGGAAGAGACCGAGACUGAUUGGGCCCGCCGUCGCCCCAAGUCCGAGUUUUGGCUCGAGCUCCAGGACGUUGUCAAUGUCCUGUCCGGCCGAUCCCACGCCAACACCAAGGGGACCUGGUCUUGCUACGAGAGUACGUGA